Molecule: messenger RNA, 1716 nt
Organism: Sugiyamaella lignohabitans
Lineage: Eukaryota; Fungi; Ascomycota; Dipodascomycetes; Dipodascales; Trichomonascaceae
Product: putative asparagine synthase
Exons: 1
Coding region: 1-1716 (571 amino acids)
Molecular function (GO): asparagine synthase (glutamine-hydrolyzing) activity
Source: RefSeq, a predicted model, not a curated record
AUGUGCGGGAUUCUGUUAUCUGCAAUUUUGGAUACUGUGGAUCAGCAAAGCCUCGACUUAUCAUAUGAAAGUGAUGCCUGGAAAUCUCUUAUAGAAGAAGUGACGGACAGGGGACCAAGCAGUAAUAAUGAUUUAAAAUGUUCUAGUAGCAAUUUUGAUGUCAAAUUUUUUUCAUCAGUACUUGCGCUUCGUUCGCCAUAUACCGCUCAACCUAUAACGGGUCCGGAUGGGCAUCAUAUUUUCCAAUUCAAUGGAGAGCUAUAUAACGAUGAGCUGUUUGGGGAAGGGGAGAGUGGUAAUGACGCUCAAUAUAUGUACAAUCUAUUGACAAGUGGAAAAAAGAAUAGGAUAGUUGACGCUAUACAGAAGGUACGUGGAGAAUACGCUUUUACGUAUUAUGAUGAAUUAGAUCAUAAGAUCUGGUUUGGUAGGGAUUGCAUAGGUAGACGGAGCCUUCUUUAUAGCUAUGAUCAGGAUUUGGGUUUAAUAGUCACAAGCGUUCCCCCUGAUCAAAGAAUUCUUAAUAACGACAGAGGUACAAAUGUAUUUUAUCCGUUACUUCUAUCUUUGAAAGAGGUGCCAGCUGGGAUUCUUUUUUGCUUGGAUUUGAAAGUGAGACGUAUUAUUGAAAUGCCGUGGGCAUAUUUAAACAUGAAGGAAACCCCAGCACUAUAUUACCCUUAUAGCAUGGUUAGCACAAAAGUUGAUGGAAAAGGACCAGAUUUCGAAAUACUGGCAGAAAACGCCCUCUUGAAAGUCCUUUCGGAUUCGGUUAGUAGACGUGUGAAAAAUAUUCCGGAGCCGAAGAAUGUUAACCUGGAGAGCUUGCCUCAUAUAGCAAUUUUGUUUUCUGGAGGGUUGGAUUGUACUCUCUUGGCACUUUUGGUAGACAAACUUCUACCCAGCAAGUGUGAAGUAGAUCUGCUAAAUGUUUCUUUUGAAAACAAAAGAACAGGGAAGGGCUAUGAUACACCAGACCGGGUUUUGGGACGAAGAUCUUGGGCUGAGCUUUAUGAAAGUCGUGACAAUAAAUCGGAACCCUUCAGGUUCCGUUUUGUUGAAAUCAAUGUUUCUUUUGAUGAGAUGAUUCAACAUCGUCCCAAAGUUCAAUCGCUUAUGUGGCCCAAGGACACAGUAAUGGAUCUCUCUAUCGCUAUCGCAUUUUAUUUUGCUAGUCGGGGCCAGGGGUCAUGCUUUCAGAUGGUCCAGGGCUCUGGGGAACCAGUUUUGAAACAUGAAGAGUAUACGAGCAAAGCUCCGGUUCUACUCUCUGGUCUCGGUGCAGACGAACUCUUUGGCGGCUAUACACGCCACACAACUAGACUUCGCCAACAAGGAUAUCAGUCCCUCUCACUAGAGUUGCAACUCGAUUUUUCUCGAUUACAUGAAAGAAAUCUAGGGAGAGACGAUCGCGUUUGUGGAAAUUGGGGAAAGGAACUUCGCUAUCCAUUCUUGGAUGAAAAAGUGGUAGAAUGGGCUAUGGACUGUCCUUUACGGCUUAAAGUCUAUCACCCGCCUUUUGUGAAUGAUGUCGAGAUCUAUGACGAGGUCAUGAUGCAGACUAAGUACAUUCUGCGACUAUUAGCUAAGUCGCAUUCACUUCUAAGUGUGUCAAAGGAAAAGAAACGUGCAAUACAGUUCGGCGCCAAAACUGCCAAGAUGGACAUAGGAGAAGGUAAAUCUCGGGGAACUGAUAGAUUGACUCCUCUAGUAUAG